CGAGACCUUUUCAAUCGCAAACUCGGUCUGGUAGGGAUGAGGAAGCUUGACGACAGUUUCGCCAGCUUGGAGGGCUGAGAACGUUCCUUUUGGCGCUGACAUUGUCCAAAGGGUCUAAGGAUUAAAGAUUGGAUACUAGCGAGAAGGGUUGGAAAAGGAUGAAAAAGUUGGACACGCUCGAGAAGCUAUUCACACCAGGAUACCAGGCUGCAUAAAUGGGAGAAGCAUUCUGCGUGGAUGGCAUACCAAUCAAUCCCGCAACUUUCCAGGCCAUUGCAUAACUUUCUCGGCUUUGGUGCAAUGAAAGACUAGUGGUAUUUUCGAGACGACGGCAGAAGUGGACUUAGCUUGCCAAGCCGUAUGGCAGCGAGAUCCCGAAGAUCCCCUACUGUGAGUUGUGCAAACCAACUCUGCUCAGGGUCAAGAUUAUCGUGUGGGUCAGAGCGGAUCUGAUAACUCAAGACCAGCCACCCCUGACGCCCAACUUGUUCCUUUUUGGCUGCACACGCCCCUCCUCUUUUUCCGGUCCUCGGAGCUGUUUACCUAAUUCCCAGGAUCAGGGUCUAGGUAUUGCCGAUCUUGACCGCUUGGAAAGACUAGCAGGAUCUGAUAAACCACUCAACCACGCUAAAGGUUCUGCAGGCUCACCAGUUGACCACUGGUGGUGGGGAGUGCCGGCUUCAUGAUCCUUGCAAAAGUCGGUUCCAAAGGGUUUGAUGAAAAGAAUGGCCUGAUGAAUGCCUCAAGACCGAGUGUACCUGGAACCUCCGUUCCGCGGACAUUGUCUGUUCUCAGCGGUCCAAGGCACGCAUGCUUAACUCUCAGCAUUGCAUACCUAGAUAUUGCAGCCCCAGUCAAGGGCAUAGGGCCGUUUUCUACCAUUUCUGUGGUGUAUGCUUAAGCCACUCAAGUCUGCGAACAGCCAUGAGCUUGAAAAAGACCCAGCACUUCUUGUAAGGCAUGUAAGUUACAGGCUCUCAAUUCUGCCGAUAUGUGUCAAUAGUGAUGGAGGUGUUCGUGCGUCAGUUACUUGUCGAUCGCCGCUCAUCUGUCAACUUGGCCGAUACUUUGACUUUGUGGCAUGCACGUUAAGACUGGUUGGCAGCCCGGUAGCCAGGUACCCUAUGAGGAGACAAUGCACGGACGAACAGACAAUUGAGCGAGGGGAUGUCCGAUCCAAUCUUAUCAAUCAAAUCUGAUCUGAAUCGCUCGUACGGAUACGCAAGACCCUCUUCACUGCAAGAUGGAAGAUGAUCAUGUCUGAGACCUGAAUGCUUAUUCCCGAUGAUCAGCUGUUAAUCACAUGCAAUUACUGGUCCUUUCAUCCGGAGUAUAGUACAUACAUAGCGAUGAACAUGGGUAUAACGAAUCCUUGGUUGGAAGCUGUCGAUCUCGUCUGGCUUCUCCGCUUUUCGUUCUCAUUCUUGGUGUUCCUUGAGCGAAGGUAACCCGAGACACCGUACUCGGAAUACGGCAACGGCACGGAAUGAGCUGCAUAAAGCGAUUCAUGACGUGUGUGUUCUGAACCUUAUUAAUGGCUAGGUUCAUAGUCUUAAUGCAGAGGCCGAUGAUCUAAACCACAUGUACCAAGGCUUCGAAUAAUGCUUCACUUUGGCUUCUUUCAAGUCUAACAAUGCCAAAGACCCUCAAUUUGAUUCUUUCAGCU
Messenger RNA from Fusarium verticillioides 7600, 1666 nucleotides. RefSeq lists its product as hypothetical. Bases 894 to 1199 code for a protein of 101 amino acids. The record is from RefSeq and is a predicted model, not a curated record. Lineage: Eukaryota; Fungi; Ascomycota; Sordariomycetes; Hypocreales; Nectriaceae. The transcript has 2 exons.